Topomyia yanbarensis is the source of this 3549-nucleotide messenger RNA. RefSeq names its product frizzled-like. Gene Ontology annotation, biological process: non-canonical Wnt signaling pathway; canonical Wnt signaling pathway. The record is from RefSeq and is a predicted model, not a curated record. Gene Ontology annotation, cellular component: plasma membrane. Gene Ontology annotation, molecular function: Wnt receptor activity; Wnt-protein binding. Bases 696 to 2444 code for a protein of 582 amino acids. Lineage: Eukaryota; Metazoa; Arthropoda; Insecta; Diptera; Culicidae. The transcript is spliced from 5 exons.
GUCCAGUUCGGUUUGGAUUCGGCCUACUUUCGCGCCGCAGUUCGGUUCGGAUUUUGUCUCACUCGGGGUUCGACAGACAGGAUUAUUACUGCGAUAACUGUAAGGAAGGCGGGCGUGCAAGCUGCAACAUAAGUUGCAAAUUAUGCGUUGUCCACCGUGGCGGGAUGUUGUAGCACAUUGCAUCUGAUAAAUUGGGUUACGUUAAGCGAUGGUGAAAACCAGUAAGCAAAGGAAGCGGUUUUGGCUCGAAAUCCGAGCAAAAUCCAGCCCAAGAAGCAUAGUGUGAGCGCUUUACGGAAUCGGUCUGAAGAAAGCAAAAUAUUCUCGAGAAGAAUCACACUCGAUCUCGGAUCAGUGCGAAUCGGUGGCGGGUUGUGGAAAACGUGCUAAAGGAAAAAGUGGGAAAUUUAAGUUUGCACGGCUGUGUGUUGGUGUUUCGCAAAAAAAAAAAAUAUUGAUGUCGGCAUCUCGUAUUGAAGUGCAACUCGAGCAAAAUUUGUCCGGAGUGAGAAGAAAGAUGUGUGUUCAGAUUGCUUCAUCUGGUUUGAUGUUGUUUUUCUGCCUACGGUUCCUUUCCUCGGCGGUGAAGUGAAGCAAUACAGAGGCAAAAGAAGAAUCCGAGGAUUGUGUGUGGCUGCGGAAUAUAAUGAAGUUAGUGAAAACAAGUGAAAGAGAUAAUAAAGAGGGUGUAAAGAAUGCGCAAAAUGGCAAACGUGUACUCGGUGUUCAGUUCCAUUGUCCUGGUGCUUGGUUAUGCUAAUGUUGGAUUAAGCAUUCAGCAGCCGGAUGCAUAUGGCAUGCAUGAAAUGUCGGGCAUCGGCCCGGAUGCCGACUUUCAGCACCACAAUCGCUGCGAACCGAUUACAAUACCCUUCUGUACGGAUAUCCAGUACAACAAAACCAUCAUGCCGAACCUGCUCGGCCAUGUCAAACAGGAAGAAGCGGCUCUCGAGGUGCACCAGUUCAUACCGUUGGUUAAAAUCGACUGCAGUCCAGAUCUCAAAUUCUUUCUCUGCUCCCUGUACGCCCCGGUCUGUACCAUCCUAAGCUAUCCGAUACCUCCCUGCCGGAGCCUGUGCGAAAGUGCUCGCGUGUGCGAAACUAUUAUGCGGACUUUCGAUUUCCAGUGGCCGGAGAACCUUGAAUGUAGCAAAUUUCCAACCGAAGGAAAGGAGCUCUGCGUGUCGCAGAACAACUCAUCCGAGAGCACCCCGAUCCCGCCAAGUGCGGUCCACACCACCAAACCGCAGAUUCCCCGUCGGAACACUGCACCGAACGUGCCCCACCGGGAUCUGGGCUUCAUCUGUCCCGUGCAACUGAAAGCCCCGACGAUAAUGGGCUAUCAACUGACUGUCGGCGGAAAGGUCACGAAAGACUGCGGUGCGCCCUGCAACUCGAUGUUCUUCUCGGAAAACGAACGGACCGUGCUCAAGUACUGGGUCGGCUCGUGGGCCGCCGUCUGCGUGGCAAGCUGUCUGUUCACGGUGCUCACGUUUCUGAUCGAUUCGUCGCGUUUUCGAUAUCCGGAGCGACCGAUUGUGUUCCUGGCGAUCUGCUAUCUGAUCGUUGGCUGUGCGUACGUCGCCGGACUGGGGGCCGGCGAUUCGGUAGCGUGCCGGGAGCCGUUCCAGCCACACAUAAAACUGGGCCGGAUGCAGAUGCUGGCGACCAUUACGCAGGGCCACCGGCAGUCCACCCUGUGCACGGUACUCUUCAUGUCGUUGUACUUCUGCAGCAUGGCGGCAUUCGCCUGGUGGGCCUGUCUGGCGCUGGCCUGGUUUCUAGCCGCCGGCCUCAAGUGGGGUCACGAAGCGAUCGAGAACCGGUCUCAUCUGUUCCAUCUGGUCGCCUGGGCCAUUCCGGCGGUGCAGACGAUUUUCGUGCUCGCACUCGGCAAAGUGGAAGGUGACGUUCUGUCCGGGGUAUGUUUCGUGGGCCAGCUGGACACUCACUCGUUGGCAAUGUUCCUGCUGAUUCCACUGUGCAUAUACCUGUCGCUGGGUGCAAUCUUCCUGCUGGCCGGGUUUGUGUCCCUGUUUCGGAUUCGAACCGUCAUGAAGCACGACGGCACCCGAACGGACAAACUGGAACGAUUGAUGCUACGGAUCGGAUUCUUCAGUGGUCUCUUUAUCCUACCCUCACUAGGAUAUUUGGGUUGUUUGAUCUACGAGUUCUACAACUUCGACGAUUGGAUGAUCCAGUGGAACCGGCAGAUGUGUAGGAUCUUUUCGAUACCGUGUCCGGCCACCAAGUACAACAGCAGCAUGGUACCGGAGGAGGAGAAACCGAUCUUUCACAUCUACAUGGCGAAGUACGUGUGCUCGAUGCUGGUCGGUGUGACGUCCAGCGUUUGGCUGUGGUCCGGAAAGACCGUGGUCAGCUGGCGACAGUUUGCGGAACGGUUGCAGGGAAAGGACAGCCGCAGUCGGGGAGCUUACGUUUAGAAGGGAGCUCGUGCGGGGUUAGUCCAGUGAAUGUAAUUGCAUUUAGCUAACGCAGAUUUCCGGAGACUUAUGACACCUGUUUUUCUCGAACAUUUAUAGAGUUUAUGAGAACGUUUCUUGGGCGGCCCCAACAGUAAAUAAGUGGUAAACUUUUGAAACCAAAGCUACAUAUCGGAAUGUAGCGAAGUAAAUGUGUAACAUAGAUUUACAGACGUGUUUUGUCGGUAGAUCCCUUAGGCUUUAGGUGCGUGAGUAGUGCGUACGUACAUUACACAUCAUCACAUGCCGUAAUGAGUUCGACAACGAUCGAGAAACGGCGAAAAAAUCGACAAUCGAUUUUUUGUCGAUUGCAAAUCAAAUCACUAAGUUGGUAAAUCUAAUGCAACAGACUGUCCGUAUAUCAGUUGAGAAAUACUCCUAAACUAAUUAGUUUCCCAGAACGUUGUUGAACUCACGAACGGAAGUAUAAGUAGAAAGCGAAUAAUCAAAAUAAAACUCCUUAGAAUAUUACGUAGCUGCUAAGUUCUUCUGUAAAUUAGUCAGUCGUAGUCGGCGCAUGUUUCCGAAAAAAAAAUCUAACUUGAGUGUGUUGAUCUGUUUUUAAUUUUUUUAACCAUGAAAACCGCUUUACCCAGUCAUGGGUUAGCGAAUCAACAAUUUCAGUUUUAUUCACACCUUGAAUAAACGUCGCCAAAUAUGUAGAAAGUUCAGCAAUUUUAUGUUGAACAUAUGCACAUAGGAAUUUCAGUUCAUUUGCAUACGUAAGUUGAGUCAUUGAUUGAUUGAUUGAACCGAAUCUCAUUGGUUUGAUACAUUCGAAGCGAUAUGAACGUUGUUUCACCUCUACUUUUUAAGAUGUAGUUUUAAGCUGAUCGAAUUGUGUCAUACAAAAACAGACUGCGAGUAUAAAAUAGUUUAUUAUGUACGAUUGUAAAAAGUAUUACUAAUCAACCCGGCGGUAGACGUUUACGGAACUAGUUAAGUGGAAUGCGACCUUAGAAAAACUGUAACAUAUUAAAAUAAAUACGAACUAAUGCAUCGUUGGUAUCAUUCGGAAAACGAAACCCUUUACACAACCAGACAACAAAUAAAAUGCUAUAAAAAA